Molecule: messenger RNA, 1728 nt
Organism: Sporisorium graminicola
Lineage: Eukaryota; Fungi; Basidiomycota; Ustilaginomycetes; Ustilaginales; Ustilaginaceae
Exons: 1
Coding region: 1-1728 (575 amino acids)
Biological process (GO): ergosterol biosynthetic process; farnesyl diphosphate metabolic process
Cellular component (GO): endoplasmic reticulum membrane
Molecular function (GO): squalene synthase [NAD(P)H] activity
Source: RefSeq, a predicted model, not a curated record
AUGGGUGUACUCUCGUACCUCCUUUUGGGUAUUACCCAUCCAACCGAGCUUCGUGCCAUGAUCGGAUACAAGCUCUGGCGCGACCCGCUCAACGACAUCAAAGCCAACCCGGACGCUUCCGGUUGGAACCGUGAACGCAUGCGCGACUGCUGGGGCUUACUUGAUCUCACUUCCCGUUCGUUUGCCGCUGUUAUCAAAGAGCUCAAAGGCGAGCUCUCCCGUGUCAUCUGCUUGUUCUAUUUGGUCCUUCGAGCGUUGGAUACCGUAGAAGACGACAUGACCAUUCCCGCCGAACGCAAGAUCCCGCUUCUGGUCGACUUCUACAAGUACCUCGAACAACCCGGCUGGAAUUUCAAGGACAGUGGUCCCGACGAGAAGGACCGCCAGCUGCUCGUCGAGUUUGACAAAGUCAUUGCAGAGUUUCAGCUGCUCGACCAGGGUUACAAGACCGUCAUCUCGGACAUCACCGCCAAGAUGGGCGCAGGCAUGGCGAGCUACAUCGAGCUCAGUGCCAAGCAGCCGCUCAGCGUCAGCACCUGGAAGCACUUCGACUUGUACUGCCACUUUGUCGCUGGUCUGGUCGGCGAAGGUCUGUCCAGGCUGUUUAGCGAGAGCAAGGUGGAGCGUCCGUGGUUGGGACAUCAGCUCGAGCUGUCGAACCACAUGGGUCUUUUCUUGCAAAAGACCAACAUCAUCAGGGACUAUGCCGAGGAUUGCGAAGAGGGCCGAUACUUUUGGCCCAAGGAGUGCUGGGGUGAUGACCACGCCAAGUUUGGCUCGCAGCCCGAAGUUGCUUCUGGCAUUAUCGAGACCGCUCCCGGGUCGAACAAGUUCAAGCCGGCAGACAACGAGCUGGGUCAACGCAGCAUGUACGUGCUCUCCUCGAUGCUGCUCGAUGCCAUGUCUCACGCUACCCACGCCCUCGACUACCUCGCGCUACUCAAGGAGCAGUCGGUCUUCAACUUUUGCGCCAUCCCGCAGGUCAUGGCCAUCGCGACGCUCGAACUCAUGUUCAACAACCCGGACGUUUUCAAGAAGAACGUCAAGAUCCGAAAGGGUGUCGCGGUGCAACUGAUCCUCAAAGCCGUCAACCCGCGCGAUGUCGCCUAUACUUUCUUGACAUAUUCGAGGAAGAUCCACAAGCGUCUCAGUCCCGCGGAUCCCAACUUUAUCCGCUGGUCCGUGGAGCUGGCGAGGAUCGAACAGUGGUGCGAGACGUACUAUCCGUCGUUCAUCGCUGCUGCUGCCGAGGGGAAGGAGGCGGAUGUGCGUGCGGCGGCGAUCCGCAGCUGGUCCGAGGGCCGACGCACCCGCGCCAUUAUUCUGUCGCACGCCAAAGCGGAGGGCAGGGAUCCCGAUGCGGCAGAUGGCCAGUCUGCACUCGCGGCAGCGCAGCGGUCUGCGCUUGAUCCGCGCGACCUGAUGACCGAGGAAGAACGCAAGGCGGCCGAAAAGCGCGAUCGCGACGAGAUGAUGAAAUUCUUCUUCAUCAUGCUGCUCGGCAUGGCCGCGUUCAUGGGUAUUGUGGCGGUCAUCACGUUCGAGAUCGUCUGGUGGUUCUCCAUGGACGGCCAGCCGGAUCCGCUCAGGUCGAAUGUGGUCAAGCUGUACUAUGUGGUCAAGCAGCACGGGUGGGAGACGGUGCGCGAUAUCGAGAGGACCGUCCGGUUGAGUGUCCAGCAUGUGUGGAAGCAUGGCCUUGGGUCGUCGGCAAAGUUGGAGCUCUGA